Molecule: messenger RNA, 1767 nt
Organism: Pocillopora damicornis (cauliflower coral)
Lineage: Eukaryota; Metazoa; Cnidaria; Anthozoa; Scleractinia; Pocilloporidae
Biological process (GO): cell division; chromosome segregation
Cellular component (GO): MIS12/MIND type complex
Source: RefSeq, a predicted model, not a curated record
GCUAAAUUCAAGAUGGCGACUGUGAGGUCAUCAUCUACGAGGAAAAGAACCAAACGCACAGAAGAAAUACCAGAGGAUGUAGGCUUACAAGCAAGUGGAUUCAAGUUCUCGCGCCAGAGUCGCUACCGAAAGGCUCCCCAGAAAAAAGGAACAGCAAAGAAAAGUGAACAGAAGAAAAGAAGAUCAAGCUUUGUUAGAGGGAGGAAGGAACGCAAGUCUCUUGUGUUUUCAUCUGCAAAGUCUGAGCUUUAUAAAGAGAUUCCUACUGAUUUGACACCUGAGGAAAGACUAAAAAAGUUAUUUGAAGCCUGUCUUAAGGGAGCAUUGGAGAAACUGGAGAACAAUCCAUUGCAAUAUGAAGUUGACAGUAUACCAAACUUUAAUGCAGAAGCAAAAGAAGUGUUCAGCCAUUUGCAAACAGUGAUAUCAGACAGCAAUAUUGUGAAUGAAGCUUUUAAAUCUGCUACCAGCAAAAUGAAGCAGAUACCCAACCCUAAAAAUGAAGAACUAGAGGCCAAAGCGGCAUCAAGGCUGGCUGUUACUGAAAGGCUGAAGGCAGAGAACAAGAAGUGGGAUGAAUUACUGUCCUCCCAUAAAAGCAAUAUGGAAAAAAAAGAUAGAGAAAACCAAGAAGAUGAUGUGAAAUCCACAGAUCAGUGUCCAGACUUCCUGUCCCCUGAACAGCACCAGCUGCUCUCUGGAAAGCCAUCAUUGAAAGGGGUAAUGGACAGACUUCAUGAAACAAAACUCAAAAUGAUAUUACAGGCAGAUGCAAUCGCCACAUCUAUAAAUACCAGUAAGGAGUAUGAAGCAGUCAGUGGCAGCUUCAUAAGCGAGCAAGUGAAAUCGUUUGCCGGCACAACGUUUGAGGCAGUUAAAGAGACAGGGACGCCUCGAACAGUGAUUCCUCGGUUACUUAAAAAGCUGUUUUAGACGUCAAUCCACCGUUGGAAAUCUUCAUUUUUUUCACACCGUAUUUUAUAUUCGUAUCUACGUUACUGAAUCACUGUGAACAUUUCUGACUAAUAACCGAUAGUUCUUCGCUUAUUGAAGAUAAACAUAUUUUGUUUUAGUCAUCAAACUGUAUAUAUUAUCACCUUUAGUUCAUCGCUCUAACGAAGGGCUAACGCCAAGGUGGCCAGUUUACAUUAUCUACUCAGUUGAAAGACCAACUAUCUUGAAAUACCCCUGCCCACCCCUCCGACGCAGCACUGUAGUUUCUUCAAAAACUCAACCCCCCCAAAGUGUAUAUUUCGCUUUAGCUUCGUUAGUCUGUACUGUAAAUCGGCCAAGGUUGUCGAGCAAAGAGGUCGACUGCAACCUAAGCGGGGCAACAGGAUUCUUGAAUCAUUGAAGAGUAUGUAAAACCUCCUAAUUCAAGUGAGGGGAAAGUACGGAUCUGAAGAAUCAACACGGCAUGUGUUUCUUUGUGCUUAACCAACAAAAUAUAUUUUUCAAUAAAACACAGCGUGAAAGUCAACAUGACUGUCAGGUUAGCCUGGGAGAAGGCUGUCAUUAUUGCCCCCGCAUGUGGGCGAACGCUUGCUCGAUACGAUCCGACGCGCAAGGCGAUUAUGCGAGAGGGACCAAAAAUUAGAGCCCUUACAGACAUCUUCGGGCUCAUAUCGCUCCACCCUUGUGUCCCGCGCCAGUGAGAAACCGCACAAGGCUACGGUUAGGCAGAUACCCAUUGUGCGACGCCCCUUAAUAAAUGCCAUCUACUAAAUACACGACAGAAAGACAGAAAUAAAAAAGAAACCAAUGUCA